AUGGGUGCUAUGACGUGGAAGCUGCCAAUUGUUUUGCAGAGUCCCAAACACACUCCAAUUGAUGCGCCACGAGACAGCUUGCAACAAUCACAUCGACUCGGUGCUGUAAAUGGUAAUACAUCGAUCUUGAGUUUGAAAUUCUUAAUUGCGGGAGAUGUUGUUUUCGGGAUUCUGGAUAAUCUAAAUAGUAUCAAAGGCGAAGCAAGUCAAGAUCCUCUUAAUGAUCAUUUGCAGGAAGAAACACGGACAUAUGUGUGA
Dovyalis caffra is the source of this 258-nucleotide messenger RNA. The record is from the annotation of a GenBank genome assembly. NCBI's taxonomy places the organism in Eukaryota, Viridiplantae, Streptophyta, Magnoliopsida, Malpighiales, Salicaceae.